GCGUCUCAGCCCAACGCACCCCCACUCCGGUAGCCAAUCACGACCCGCUACGUCGGUCGUCUCCAUCUUUGCCAUUCGGCGGGGUCAUCAGAACCCGUGAGGGAAUGCCUGUAGCAGCCCAGCUUAGCGCUGCGCGGGUGCCCAAAAACAACGCGUCUUCUUAAAUAUUACAAUCCCCGGGGUUUUUGCGUCACUUCUCUCCGCCGUGGUUACCCUUGGAAGUUUUGUGUGUGUGAGAGAUCUGGCUACUUUCUGUAAACCAUGUCGGAACUAGUUGUUGCUGGCCCCGCGCCCCCGCCGCCCAUGACGUUUCGCGAGCGGUUGACCCAGUUUAGGAUUCUUGAGGAGAAGCGAUGUGAGCUUAUUGAGGAACUGCUGGACAAGCUGGAAAAGACAGAAGAACGCCUUGCGCAAACCGAACUGGAUCUCGGGUCUGAACAGAACGUUAGACGAACACUGCAAGCGGAGAUUGCCGAGACGACGAGAACGAUGCAGGCGCAGAUAGACGAGUCAAAGGCGAAAGAGGAAGCGUUAGUACAGCAACAAGCGAAGCGACCGUUCGUCAUUGUCCUGAUAGAUGCCGAUGCGGAGGGCUUUCUGUUCCAAGACAAGUACAUCACUCGCAAAGCCCAAGGCGGCGAAUCUCUGGCCGACGAACUCAACCUCCGGAUCCGAGAAUACCUACGAGAACUCUUUGAAGAUGCAGACUCGCUCGACAUCAUUGUGCGGGUAUACGCCAACCUCGAGGGCAUGGCAAACUACCUCGUACGGCUUGAAAAGGUGCGCAACUUGGGCCAGCUUCGUGCAUUCUCCACCGGCUUCUGUGGAAGGAUAACGAGCUUCGACUGGAUCGACACUGGAGUCGGUAAAGAAGGUGGAGCAGGAAGGAAAGUCAGAGAAAACCUCUCCUUCUUCGCCCUGAACACCCAUCUCCGCCACGCAAUCGUCGCCUGUUCCCCCGCCGACCUGCCCGCCUCCCUCCUAACCACUAUCCCCCUAGAAAAACUCACUCUGAUCGAAUCCCUCCCCCUCCCCCAAUCCCUCACUUCCCUACCCAUCAAAACCGCAAAAUUCCACUCGCUAUUCCCGCCCCCCGCGCCCCCGAAAGCCGUAAAACCUGUCGUGGAGCGCAGCCGCAGCGACCGCGGGCACAGCGAAGCAGACAUUAGACGCGGCGACCGCGAUCGUGACCGAGACCGAGACCGUGAGAUCCGGCGGCGCGAUGACAGAGGCGGCGGCGGCCCGCAACUCCAACUUAUGGAGCAGGAGCACGAUGGUGGCGGCUCGACGUGGCUCGUUAUCCAGCCUGAGCGAAGCAAGAGUCAGGUUAUUGAUAGGAGGGGGGAUAGGAGACGGGCGCCGAGCGAAGACGAUAGUAGCAGUUUGAGUAUUAGUAUUGGGCCGGACAAUACUGUCAGCGUUGAUAGUGGGAGGAGAAGGAGGAUCAUGGGAUAAGGACUAUGAUUUGGGGGGAAAUGGAAUCGUAUAUGUUGGUAGCAUGGCGUGGCUUAGCAUAGCAUUUAGCGUUAUUUUCUCGCCAUGGCUUUUGGCAUCA
Messenger RNA from Bipolaris maydis ATCC 48331, 1555 nucleotides. RefSeq lists its product as uncharacterized. The record is from RefSeq and is a predicted model, not a curated record. NCBI's taxonomy places the organism in Eukaryota, Fungi, Ascomycota, Dothideomycetes, Pleosporales, Pleosporaceae.